This is a messenger RNA of Falco peregrinus (peregrine falcon), 6881 nucleotides long. Its product is annotated as phosphatidylinositol-binding clathrin assembly protein-like. The transcript is spliced from 21 exons. Gene Ontology annotation, biological process: clathrin-dependent endocytosis; synaptic vesicle budding from presynaptic endocytic zone membrane; clathrin coat assembly. Gene Ontology annotation, molecular function: 1-phosphatidylinositol binding; clathrin heavy chain binding; SNARE binding. Gene Ontology annotation, cellular component: clathrin-coated pit; clathrin-coated vesicle; extrinsic component of presynaptic endocytic zone membrane. The coding region runs from base 350 to 2374 and encodes 674 amino acids. The record is from RefSeq and is a predicted model, not a curated record. NCBI's taxonomy places the organism in Eukaryota, Metazoa, Chordata, Aves, Falconiformes, Falconidae.
CCAUUUUGUCUGGGAGGGUAAAUGUGAAAGGGAAAGCCGAAGCGCAGGCUGCGGGAGGCGGCAGAGCGGAGCGGGGCCGGGCGCGGCCGGCAGCAGAGGGGUUCGUGGCCGCCGCCCCGCAGAGCAGCGGGCAGGGCCCCCCGCGUCGCGGCGGCGGUCGAGGGGAGCCGGCGAGGCGGAGCCCGGCGAGGACUCCCCCGGUCGCCCCCGGCGGAGCGGAGAGAGCUGCCGGCGUCCUUCCCCUGGGGAGGCUGCGCUCGGCCCCCGGCCGCGGGGAAGCCGCCGCCCCGGCCUUGCCGCCCGCCGCGGCGGGUCCGCGGGGGAAGCCGCCGCCAGGGCCGCGCCGACGAUGUCGGGACAGUCGAUCACCGACCGCAUCACGGCGGCGCAGCACAGUGUCACCGGCUCGGCCGUCGCCAAGGCUGUCUGCAAGGCGACGACCCACGAGGUGAUGGGCCCCAAGAAGAAGCACCUGGACUAUCUAAUACAGUGCACAAAUGAAAUGAAUGUGAAUAUUCCACAGUUGGCGGACACACUCUUUGAGAGAACUGCAAACAGUAGCUGGGUUGUAGUGUUCAAAGCUCUAAUUACAACACACCACCUCAUGAUGUAUGGAAAUGAGCGCUUUAUCCAGUAUCUUGCAUCCCGAAACACUUUGUUCAAUUUAAAUAACUACCUGGACAAAAGUGCCAUGCAGGGCUAUGAUAUGUCUACCUUCAUUAGGCGAUAUAGCAGAUACUUGAAUGAAAAAGCACUUUCAUAUAGACUUGUAGCAGUUGACUUCACCAAAAUGAAAAGAGGGAUAGAUGGAGUGAUGAGAACCAUGAAUGCUGAAAAGCUGCUGAAAACCCUUCCAAUCAUACAGAACCAGCUUGAUGCACUCCUUGAUUUUGAUGCAAAUCCAAAUGAACUAACAAACGGUGUUAUAAAUGCUGCCUUUAUGCUCCUCUUUAAAGAUUCCAUUAGACUUUUUGCAGCAUACAAUGAGGGGAUUGUUAAUCUUUUAGAAAGAUAUUUUGAUAUGAAGAAGAACCAGUGCAAAGAAGGCUUGGAUAUUUACAAAAAAUUUCUAGCCAGAAUGACCAAAUUGUCAGAAUUCCUCAAAGUAGCAGAGCAAGUUGGAAUUGAUCACGGUGACAUUCCAGAUCUUACUCAGGCACCCAGCAGCUUGCUUGAAGCACUGGAACAGCAUUUGGCUUCUGUGGAGGGAAAGAAAACAAAAGAAGUCUCCGCUGCCAGCAGAGCUAGUGCCCUUUCCAGUGCUGUUUCUACACUUGCCAAUACAGGAAUGUCACUUAGCAGGAUGGAUGAGAAGGAAAAGCAGCAAGCAUUGGAGGAAGAACAAGCUAGACUGCAGGCACUUAAGGAGCAGCGAUUAAGAGAGAUUUCUGUAGUAUCAAAUUCCACUUCCACAUCAGCAUCUCCAAGCACCUUAUCAGGAAAGAGUGUGAAUACCACUGUAGCUGUUGACUUCUUUGCAGUACCAGCACCCACAACAAAUAGCAUGCCCAACCUUUCUAGUGAUCUUUUUGAUCUUCAGCCUGCAUUUGUUCCAACUGUGCAGAGUACUCCAGCUAUAUCAACAUCAGCAAGCAGUGCUUGGGGAGGUCCUUUCUCGUCCUCAAAUGGUUGUGUUGGUUCUCCACCUCAUCUGGACAUCUUUGACAUGAAGCCUGUUGAAGAAGCUGUAAAAUCUACCACCCCUUUCAUCAAUUCUACUUUUUCCUCCAAACAAACGGUGGAACUGUUUAGUGAUGACUUUAGUGGUCAUAAACCUACAUAUGCUUCUCUGUAUCAUCCUCUGACUGUUGAUGGUUUUCCUCUUCAUUCAGCUCCUCCAAGUACCACCUCUUCAACAAUUAAUGUGGACUUUGAUGCUGUUUUUGGAGGAAAAUCUACAGCACCAGAGUACAGGACUACAAGUGAUGAUGUAUUGCAACCCACAGUACCACCACAAAAUCAAAAAGCCACUUUAGCCAGCCAGCAAAGUGGAAAAAUUUUUGCAAAUGACCUUGAUUCUUCACUGGCUAAUCUAGUGGGAAAUCUUGGCUUUGGAGGAACUCCAUCCAAAAAAUCAGAUAUGCAGUGGACCCAGCCCACAGAGAAAAAACUUACUGGUGGAACAAACUGGCAAGCAAAAACAAGCACAUCAACCACGUGGAACCCUACUCCCUUACCCACUAUUCCACAUAUGGUACCUGCUCCUAUCACAUACCCAUUGACCACGCCUCAAGUGCCUGUAUAUGGAAUGGUACCUCCUCAGGUUGGAGCUGCUCCUUUGAUGGCACCUCAGUCAAUGAUGUAUACGCAGCCGGGUUUAAGGCCAACAAAUCCUUUUGCACCUGUUUCUGAAACUCAGAUACAGUUUAUGUAGAGCCGCCAAAGCAGCAAGAUGUGAGAACAACCAAAUACUGGUAAAAAAAAGAAAAGACUGCAUUUCAAUCUUCCCAUGAUGUAUUCCUGAGCAGGGCAACUGUUUCUUGCCUGUGUAAUACAAUACUAUUUUGAAUUGCAAUGCUUUAGAGAUUCUUGUUUAUAAUAGUCACUGCAGUGUGAAGUAAUGUUUGUUCACUGAUUUAUUUUUUUUUUUUACCUUUUUUAACUGCUCAGCAGAAAACUGUAUUUUGAGGUUGACUCGGAAGGUGCAAGAUGGAUUAUGUAUCAUCUUCAAUAAUGAGAAGAGGGGUUACGUGAUUGCUCUACAACCUUACUCAUCAGUGGAUUACCUUAGGAAGUUAACUGAGGAUGUCAAAGCUAUUUAUUUUUUCCAUAAAUUUUGUGGCUGUUGUAACCAAGACACAAGACAGAUGAAGUUGAGCAAUAAAAUUUUUAUGUGCUCUAAUAAAUACUCUGAUAGAGCAAUGCUUGCAUUAUCAUAAGGAAAAUAUUGUGUGAAAUCAGACAGCUUUUUCAAAUUAGAAUAGCUUAUAGUAAUUUGCAAACUUUAUAAUGUGAGUUUGAAAUGCUGUGAAUCAACAAGAUAUAUACAUAUUAUAUAUAUACAUAUAUAUUAAAAAAAAUAAAUUGCUCCAUUGGUAUGUCAGUGUUACAUGGCUAGUUUAAAGAGCCAGGCUCUGAUACAGGCUGAAAGUCUGUGGUGGAGUAGGGGAAACAAGUGUGUUACGGAACAGCAUGUGCAGCCUCCAACAGGUGUCUGUAGCUGCACUUCCAUCGAGUAUCUUCUCUGCAGUUAGCAUUUUUCAUAGCUCAAGGAAGAGUAGCUUUGGUGGCCAGUGAGUGAAGGUAUCCUUAAGAACAGCAAAUGGAAGCAGUUAGAAAAUCAUGUUGCUAACUGCGAAAGAGGCAAGAGAUCCAAUUACAUUUUUUUUUAAUCCAUGAGGUCAAAAGAAGCAAACUUUGCAAUAGUGCUGACACUUGCGAACUGGCAACUAUACUGAAAUUAUCCAGCUGUAGAGAAUAGCUUGUGCUGCUUUUCUGAAAUACAAACCUAGCUGUAAACCAUAUAAAAGUAAUUAUUUUUAAAUGUGUAAAUAUGUGCAGACUUUUAGAUAAACUUUUCUUUAAUGCUGCAGUAAUCUUUUUCAUCUGUAGUAAUGUCAAGGUAAAAAUGCUAUGUUAAGAAAUCCGGACUCCUUUUGAGAGGAAAAUCUUUUACAUCAGCUAAUUUAUGAAGUACGCUAUUCAUGAUGGGUCAGAUGUAUAGAGACUUCUGGCACAUCUUUUGUAUUUUACAAUCUUCCUCCAAAUCUGAAAUCGGCUUUGAAAAUGCCUUAUCUUGUAUUUUUCAGUGUCUGGUAAAACCUGAUAGCAUUAAAAAACAACAACUACAAAUAAUAAAUGGAAUUGGGAGCAACCUUUCUUCCAGAAGUUUUGUGGCAGAACACAGCGAAAAGCUCUCCUGUAAAAUGACUUUACUAAUGAUAAUAUUAAAGCUGAAUUUUCAAAAAAUGAAUAGUUUUCUAUUGUUAAAAUAAACAGACCUCCAGAGUAGCAUGUCUUUUAUCUUCUGGAGAGUCUGUAAGUGCAGAAAUAUCUCUGACUCUCACUGUAAAUGCAAAUAGGCCUGAGAAUCUUGUCAAACUGUCCUGUAGAGAAUUUCUAAAAUACAGUGUCUUCUUCACAGUGGGAACAAGCCUUUUUCUAAACGCUUAAUUCUGCCCAAAGAGUGCAAAAGUAGUAUUUCUUAACCCUAUGGAAAUAUUUUUGCCAAGUGAAACGGCCCAAAAGAAACAAAAUUAAAAAUCCACCUCCCAACCUUUGGAAUCUGUAACCACUAACUUCCUGGGAAAUGUAACUUUGCAGAAAUCUAAAACUCUUUGAGUUUCUGAAUGUGUAUUGAUUUUGAUUUUUAUUUUUUUAAAAAAAGAAUUUGGACCAUUAUAUAGCAAUGUGAUGUUCAAGUCUGAAUUACAAAGGGCUUCAAGCUUUAAUCCACCUUUAUUGGGUUGAACAAUUGUACAAUUUUAAGCCAAUGAGUUAUUCAGUGCCUAUAGUUACCCUCCACGUGAUGAGGGAAUAGAUGCCAUUUAGAAUGGGUCAUUGUGUUGAGGGGACUGUUUGUUUUGGAAAUAGUGAAUUCCAUUGAUUUAUUCAGCAUUGAAAAGUCUUGAGUUCAAAUUAGACCAGUACCUGUAGUAAUAAAUGUCUGGGCAUUAAUGACAGAGCUGAGGGCGCUACAAGCAGGCAGUUUCUGGCACUGUAAGCUGUUAGGUCUCUUUCUCAUACUGAGUUGUAUUAAGUAAUAAUCCAUUAUUUUAAUAAAAUAUGCAAAUAAAUGCCUGGCAAACAGUAUAUAUUUGUUAAACUUUAUUGCAGAGCAUUCUGAAUAUCUGGAGUGUACUUCGCUCAGAAAUGGAUUUAGUACUAGGUAUAGUUUGCACUACUUCUGAUUUGCUCUGGAUUUUUUAAUGCUGCUUUGGUAUGCUUUCUUGUAGCAAAGCUGUCUGAUACCAAUUCAUUUAGUAUUAAAAAAGGAGAAACAGCCACAAAGUACAUCCUAAAAACUUUAUAAGCUACCUUCUUUUUAGUCUCGUUCAGAAUGUUUGGUACAUUGAAACACAGCUUUCAGAUGGAUCCUUAUGAAGAAAAAAAACUGAUUUACUUGCUUCUUGCUGCACGAAAGGGCACAGGGCUCCUUCUUGCCAGUCCCUUCCUUGUGCACAUGUUGGAAUGCAUAAAAUGGCAGAGUGCUGUCUUUUAAAUAAUGUAGUUCAUACAUAAGUUUUAAAAAAAACCCCACCAACAACUUGGGAUGCCGUCAGAGCUUUUAUUUGCUCAGAAAACAAGUUCUCCAGAAAACCACUUUGAAGACGAAGGUUGUUGCUGAGGCUAACUGUAGUAGCUCACAAGAGCUGCAAAUAGUAGUUGUGAUGAGUAAAACACUGAAGAGAGAUGUAUAUAAAUGUGACUUUCCCUUUUGUUUCCUUCCAACUGGUUUGAUCAGAAUCCUGUUCUGAAUACUUCAGAAAGCAGAUAACUAAGAUUUCCUCCUUGUUCGGACAAGCAUGGAGUGACGACUUUAAAGUAUGCUGUGCGCUUGGCAUUGUUGUACUCUAGCGGGUCACUCGAGCCUAACUGUUGGGACUUGGUGCUGCUACAGGGAGGCUGUCUUUCAUGGGAUAUACCAUAAGAUAACUUCUGGGGGGAUUUGGAAAGGCUGAUUGCGUUAGGCCUGUUGGACUUGAAAGUGUACCUCUUUUUAAAUAACUGGGGUUUUCUAAUGUUCUCUAGGUAUAUUUUGACUUCACCUCCAAGAAGUUACUGAUUUAUUUUUUAUUUUUUUUUUUAAUUUUGGACACGUACUAGAGAAAUCUCAGUUCUGUGCACAUAGUGGUGGGAUACUUGUAGGUAAACAAAUAACAAAUGGACUUCUGUUUAUAAAACAAAACCAAACCACACACACACACAAAAAAACCCCAAUUAAAAACCCUUCUGACUACAAGACUGAAUACAGGGUGUAUCCCCAUCUGGGUUUUUUGAUGUGUGGCAGGGAGGGUGGGGUUACAAUUAGAAUAGUAUGCACUGUGGAUCGGUGCUUGUGCUUAAUUUGUACAUAAAAAGGAAAACUUUGUUUUGAGUAGUUUGUAUUGUAAGGACAACAUCUAAAGGCACUGUGUAUCAGUCAUUUAUUUCCAUUUAAAAGAUUAUAUUUUUGAGCAAUGGAAACUACGUUAUCAUUUAUACAUUACUGAUAGCUAGGAAUAUAGAAAACCUGUUGCUAUUACUCUGAAGAUGUAUCUGACUUGUCAUUAAUCUAUAUAAAUCACUGCAUCGCUACUUUUAUGCAGAUUCUCAUGAUCGUUUAUUUAAAGAGAUUGUAGUAGCUGGUACAGUUACAGCAGGAAUUGUAACAUCAGAUCUUUCAGUAGAUCUCAAACAUGUAUCCUUGUGAUCGAGUUGAAUACUUUACCAAAUGUUUGGCUGGAAUGUCAUCUCGGAGCAAUGACAAAAUAGGUGCUGGAACAGAUUUCCCUCACCCCCAGCCCCACUUUACAUUAUUUAUUUAAUAGGUCUCGUUUUGUAUGUUAUGUUUUUCCCCAUAACAGGUUUGUGCCUUUUAUUGGAUAUUUAUUUAAAAGGAGCUACUAUAAUUUAGGUUGUUCAGGCAUUUUUUCAGAUGUAUUCUUGUACAGCUCUUCCUUUACGUGAGUUCCUUCAUUUUAUAAGAAUACAGAAUGUGCGGAAAAUAUACUAGCCACAAACUGGAAAAAAAUUUUUGAGGGUUUAUGUUCUCUGAAUUAAUUUUUUUAAAAAAAAAAAAAAAGCCUAAGCACAAGACUGGCUGUGUCGGUAUUUUAAUUGCGGAACUUCACAAUUUGUUAAUACACAAACUGUUUGUUUUUUAAAAACUGCUCAUAUCCAAUUAUUUGAUGAAACAAGUUUUGGAAAAAAAAUAAAUAAACUUUGGCACAUGCAAGGUG